AUGGCUUUAGCUUUGUGGCCAGUAGAUGCCUCGUCCAGAAUAAAUAGAGCGCCUAGCUUGCCGCUCAAGGCCAAUGUGGCCAAAAUCAAGGCGCAGCACGCGAUCCGCCUGGACAACGCAAAGACCAUCACGGCCCAGACCGCUGUCAACAACCAGGCUGACCACGCCGAGUCCCCCGGGCUCUCCCGUGGAUACCAAGCCGACGCUACAGAGGGCGUCGGGUAA
Molecule: messenger RNA, 225 nt
Organism: Pyricularia pennisetigena
Lineage: Eukaryota; Fungi; Ascomycota; Sordariomycetes; Magnaporthales; Pyriculariaceae
Exons: 2
Coding region: 1-225 (74 amino acids)
Source: RefSeq, a predicted model, not a curated record